AUGGCUACAUCUGAUGAACUUGCAGCUCUUCAAUUCAUCAGGAAACAUCUUUUCGACGAAUUCGACGACUCGCCAAUCGACCAAAACUUCACCGAUUUCACCUCUAACGAUCACUGCAUUAGCUGCAACUCAAUUUCAACCUCAGUUUGUGAAUCCACAGGCUCAACCAGCUCUACUUUUUCAGACAAUAGUCAAAAUUUUACUAUGGAAGUUCCUGAAGUUGAAAUAAUUGAUAUGCUAACAACAACUUCAAAAAAAUUACCUGUUGAAAGAAGGAGAUAUAGAGGGGUGAGACAGAGGCCGUGGGGGAAGUAUGCGGCGGAGAUACGCGAUCCAAGGCGUCGUGGAUCGCGGGUUUGGUUAGGUACGUUUGAUAGUGCGGUUGAAGCUGCUGAAGCGUACGAUAAAGCUGCGUUUGCGAUGCGAGGUAGUAAGGCUAUUCUUAAUUUUCCACUUAAGGUUGCGGUUUCGAAGAAGAUGAUGGUGGAUGAUGAUGAUCCGGUGACGCUGUCGUCGUCAACUUGGACGGCCGUUUGGAAAUAA
Molecule: messenger RNA, 543 nt
Organism: Helianthus annuus (common sunflower)
Lineage: Eukaryota; Viridiplantae; Streptophyta; Magnoliopsida; Asterales; Asteraceae
Product: ethylene-responsive transcription factor ERF104
Exons: 1
Coding region: 1-543 (180 amino acids)
Biological process (GO): regulation of DNA-templated transcription; ethylene-activated signaling pathway
Molecular function (GO): DNA binding; DNA-binding transcription factor activity
Source: RefSeq, a predicted model, not a curated record